UCCUCUCUGAGUCGUGUGGGAAGCUGCUCAGUGAAUGCGGUUGCAGAAGGAGCCAGCAUACUUAUGCGCCUGACACGGAUACUGUUCUGUCUUACAGGAGAUGGGGGGAAACACAAGCUUACUUUCCUUUCUUAUAACUUCCUCCACUCCCCCGGACUGGAUAUAAUUAAAAAAUUCUCACAUUUCCUCUCCAAGUUGAUUUUGAUGACAUUCUCUGUGGACCGACGGAAGCGCGGAGUUUCCAGCUCCUCACUUGCACCGCGGCUGACUAAAGGCUAAAUAACUGCAUUAUUCAUUUUUACGCACCGGUUUCCGUUGUCCUGACUUGUCUCUCUUGUUUCUCUCUCUGUGCUUGUCCGGUGUUUUUUUCGUCCGGGAGAGGAUCUUCGAUAUUCCGUCCUUUUUAAAAAGAAAAGAAAAAUUCCCUCCCGUUGGAUGGAGACUGAAGUAAGCAUCUCUUCUGCCUGCAAAUAAACAGACCGCUAAAAAAAAGGAGUUAGAGCAAAUAACUGGAUUUAUGCUGCCCCAAUGGAAAAUAAUAUACUGAUACAAAUAACCUGAUGGGAGCGUUUUGGCUGCCUAUGCCCUCUGAAGCAUUAUCCCUGUGCGCAACUUCACUCGAAACAAACCAGUAUUUAUUCAUCGGAUCGUUGGGGGUUGCUGAAACGAGCUAAAUCCAGACGCACAGUGUUGGCCAUCCUCUCUCCCCCAUUUUUGCUCCUCUCCUCUGCUCAUCCUCCUACUCCAGUUUCCCCCUUAAAAAAUGCUCCAAGAAUGACAGACUUAUUUCACCGCAUCACCGACCGCCUUGCGCCUUUUUUCACGCCUUGGAGUCGCCGGACGCGCUGUUAAUAUCUCUAAAAACUGUCUGCCUCUCCCUUUCUCUCUGUCUCGGUCUUUCCCUAUCUCUCUUUCCCCUCCUUUCUCAUCGCCUCUCUCUAUAUCUGCAACCAAAUGAAUGCUCUCCCAUGGAGGUAGUACAACCACCUUGGGGACCGAACGACCAGAGGGGUGAUUUUUCCAAGCAAGAGGAGCCCGUCAGCAAGAGACGCAUCGGGUGAAAUCUGAGCUCCCCAACCCCCUCCCCCCCCUCACACCCUCCCUCCUUUCUCUCCAUCUCCAGCGCACCCCCGCCAGUUUGCUCGGCUCGGGUUGAUAUACAGUAGCCUUCAUGGGGAUAUAGGGGCUGGAGAAACCUUGUUGCGCCCCUACAACUGUCUGCGUUCUACUUCAGCUUCAGAGGACUGUUUGCGCACGUCUCCAUCAAUGUCUCACCAAUGCUGCCCCGUGUCUCCAGAGGGAGCCGCAUUCAUUAGCACCUCAGCUUUGGGUUACUAAAUGGUUCUCUGGAGGAGGAUUUCUAACCGGCGAGAUGCUGCUCGUACUCCUGCUGGCAGCCUUUUCUUCCUCCAUCUCCGGCUCCCUCUCCUCCUCCCUCUCCUCCCCCUCCAUGUCGGACGGACCUCAGAUGGCAGACCCGUCCGCCUCGGACUUGAUGGCUGAGACCUGCAGCGCCUGCUCCUGCAUGUCAGUAGAAAACGUGCUGUAUGCCAACUGCGAGAAGAUCACUGUCUAUCGACCCACGCAGCUCAUCCCGCCGGCCUCCUCCCUAUACCACCUGAACUUCCAGAACAACUUCUUAAUCGUACUGUACCCUAACUCGUUCCUCAACUUCACCCACGCCGUGUCACUGCAGCUGGGGAACAAUAAACUACAGAACAUCGAAGGUGGAGCGUUUAUGGGGAUGAGCGCGUUGAAACAGCUGCACCUGAACAAUAAUGAGUUAAAGGUGCUGCGAGCAGACACUUUCCAAGGGAUAGAAAACUUGGAAUACCUUCAGGCUGAUUACAAUUUGAUAAAAUACAUUGAAAAGGGAGCAUUUAACAAACUGCACAGGUUAAAAGUGCUCAUCCUGAAUGAUAAUCUCAUACAGGCACUUCCAGACAACAUAUUUCGCUUUGCCUCGCUCACACACCUGGAUAUAAGGGGGAACAGGAUCCAGAGGCUUCCUUAUUUGGGGGUUCUGGAGCAUAUUGGGCGCAUUGUAGAGCUGCAGCUGGAUGACAACCCCUGGAAUUGUACCUGUGAUUUAGCACCUCUCAAGGCGUGGCUUGAAAACAUGCCCUAUAAUAUUUUUAUCGGCGAGGCCAUAUGUGAAACACCAAGUGACUUGUACGGAAGGCUCCUGAAAGAAACUAACAAACAGGAGCUUUGUCCCAUGGGAACAGGAAGUGACUUUGAUGUUAGAAUGCCACCCGCACCGCCUGAUAAUGGCCAGUCACCCUCCAAAAUGUCCCCAACCACUCUGGCUCCCAUGGCCACAAAAGCACCAAAAACCACUGACUCAUCUAAGAUUUACGGUAAUGGUAUUGUGGCUGGUUUACCCCCUUUUGGAAGAAAUAGACAGAUUGUUUCCUUUCAGACACGGACCCCUCCAUUGCUGUGUCCGCAGCCCUGCAGCUGUAAAGCCCACCCCUCUGACUUUGGCAUCAGCGUCAGCUGUCAGGAGAGGAAUAUUAAAAAUUUAGGUGAUCUCCUUCCCAAACCCCAAAAUGCCAAGAAACUUCACCUGAGUGGAAAUUACAUCCGUGACAUAAGCCCGGCUGAUUUUCAAGGCUUUGAAGGCUUAGAUUUGCUACAUCUUGGCAGCAAUCAAAUUGUCACGGUCCAAAAAGGUAUGUUUUCUAACCUAACUAACCUGAGAAGGCUGUAUUUGAAUGGAAACCAGCUUGAACAGUUACACCCAGAGAUGUUUUUGGGCCUCACAAACUUACAGUACCUAUAUUUGGAAUACAAUGCCAUAAAAGAAAUCUUAGCAGGUACAUUUGACUCCAUGCCGAACCUACAACUCCUGUAUCUCAACAACAAUGUUCUGCGGAGUCUCCCUGCCUACGUGUUUGCGGGUGUCUCUUUAGCCAGACUGAAUCUAAAAAACAACCACUUCAUGACCCUACCAGUGAGUGGUGUCUUGGACCAGCUGCAAUCAUUGACCCAGAUAGACCUCGAAGGGAACCCGUGGGAGUGUUCCUGCGAUCUUGUCGCCCUCAAACUAUGGCUAGAGAAGCUAAGUGAUGGAGUGGCUGCCAAAGAGGUGAAAUGUGCCUCGCCUGUGCAGUUCUCCAACAUUGAGCUGCGCCUCUUGAAAAAUGAGAUCCUGUGUCCUAAGCUUAUUGCGAGGCCGCCGUUUAUUCUCACUAGCGCCACGCCUGUUUUGACCUCACUGUCGCCUGCCGGAGUUGGAAAAGCACCGCCGGGAGGGCCUGUGCCUCUCUCCAUCAUGAUCCUCAGCAUCCUCGUAGUGCUGAUCCUCACUGUGUUCGUGGCCUUCUGCCUGCUAGUCUUUGUCCUGAGGCGGAAUAAAAAACCAGUAGGCAGGCAGGAGGGUCUUGGGAAUCAGGAGUGUGGCUCCAUGUCAUUGCAGCUCCGCAGACACAGUCACAAAUCGGGCAAAAAAGGCUCCAUCCCGGGAGACGACUUGGGAGGCGAGACGUUCAUCCCCCAGACAAUCGAGCACAUUGGCAAAAGCCACACCUGCGGGAUCGGACGCUCCUCAGACAUGGACGCUGGGUUCAAGUUUGCAGACUCGCAGAGGCAGAAGAUCAUCCUCCGGAACAGCGCCGACAAGGACAAAGACUCGCUUUCCACCCUGGAGCGCAACAAACGCCUCAGCACCAUCGACGAACUCGAGGAGUUCCUCCCCCACCGAGAGCCCAGCAUGUUCAUCCAGAACUUCCUGGACAGCAAAAGAGAUUUCAACAGUAUAGGGAUGGGCGGGUACGAAAUCCGCUACCCGGAGAAAACGCUGGAUAAAAAGAUGAAGAAGUCGUCGCUGAUAGGCGGGAACCACAGUAAGAUCGUGGUGGAGCAGAGAAAAAGUGAGUAUUACGAGCUGAAAGCCAAGCUCCAAGGAACGCCUGAUUACCUGCAGGUGCUCGAAGAGCAGACUGCGCUGAGUAAAAUGUAGGGAUUGUUGCGUUUGAUUUAGUGCAUUGAUUACACACACACACACACACACACACACACACACACACACACACACACACACAACACACACACACACACAUAAGACAGAAGUCAGAAACACUACAGGCAGACAGACAGCCAAACACAUCUGCCUUUCUCUAGUUCCUUUUCCCACUUUUGCCACACACACACACACACACACGCCAAAAGUCAGACACACACACACACGCACACACACCAAUAAACCCCCCAGAGCUCUCGCUUUCUGUCUUCAUCUCCCUUUCUGCAGCCACACAUGCACACUCACAGACACACACACACAGACACUCCCACACACAGCGAAAAAGUGCCUUCUGGAAAUCCUUAAUGACCAAUGCAGAGAUGGACAAAAUGGCUCCACGCUACAAAAGCUAUUACUAGAAUCAGCGUGGAUCUAUUUCACAGUAAAAGACCUUUUGGAUUAUCCAUGCCACUACAUGUAUGAAUCCCACAUACAUACCACAGGACACCCUAAAAAGCAACCAGACAGUUAUAGUAUUUUUUUGUUGUUGCUGCUAUUAAAAUGGGUAUCUAUCUUCUUAUUUUUUGUUGUUCUUGUUGUUCUUUUACCUCCUCCUUUUGUUUUUCCAACCAAAUCAAAGGGUUUGAAAACAGUGCUUGAGAAUAUACCUCGCCGUCUUCAACCCUCAUUUAAAAAAAUAAAAAGAGAGAGAGAGAGAGAGAGAGAGAGAGAGAAAAAAAAAAAAAAGGAGGGCACGUUGGUUGUUCUUUUGCUCUGGAAAGAUCACCGCUUCUGGGAUGAGAUUAACAGAGUUGGUGACUCAGUGGAUGCUACUUUGCUUUUUUUUUGUAUUUGCGGGGAUAUCUGUUUGUUCUGGGGGAUGCCUCUGGAGUUGGCUGCAGACUCUCUGCCACCAUGUCUGGAUUACACACCAGUAGCAGUACACCUGCUCUUUGCCGGGAGGCUAAACUGCUCCUGUUAAGGCACUGCAAACUCUUUUUGGGGGAAUGAUUUCCAUGACUUGUUCUCUUUGUGUAAGGAGCCAUGUUAAAUAUAGUGUCUUCUGAAUGGAGUUGUGUUUCUCUUCAAAAAAUUGCUACUACAGUAACUGUAUGUUUUGGGUGAAAUCUAACGGCACAUACACUGUCAGAGGACGUUGUUUCUGAAAAAUGAAGGAAAGAAAAAAAACCCAAGGAUAAAAAAAUUACAAAGCUGCUUGCCAUGUAAGCGUAACCUGGAAUUUAUUUUAUAAGUCUUACAUUAUUUGUAUCUGUGGGACUGGUUUGUAAAUUACAAGAAAGGACAAACAUCUAUAUACACACACGCACGCACACACACACACACACACACACUGUACGACGGAGCAUCAUCAUCAAGAGACUACAAGCCAGAAUUGUCAAACAAACCGCUAAUAUAAUUCAAUCAGUGAUCCACCUCCCCUUGUCAGCUCUCAAUUCGUAGUAAAAGAAAUUUAACAAGAUAGUUAAUUUAUUUUUCUAUGCAGGAUUAUUUAAAGAGUUACUGGUAUUAUUUAAAAAAAAAAGGAUAAUACACAAAGAGUGGAAAGGACUUACAUCAGAGCUAAUUCAGGCCACUAUAAGUGACUGUUGAGUCGAUCGAAGGGGUUUCUCUCAGUUUGAUGAAGAACUGGACCCGCUGGGCGACGGGGUUGUGAAAUGUGAUCUGUGAUGUUUCCUUUUUUAUUGUGUCGCACGGCAAGCCGAGGCCUGAUAGAAGUCUGUGAAGUUUCAAGCAGUUUCCUUAUUCUUAUAUCUCCCACAGUAUCUUGUAAAAGGUUUCUUAUUAACAUUAUGCAACCAAAAUAAAUGUGCAUUAAACUUGUUAUGGUUCCAGAGUUGUUGGGAUGGGAGUGGAAACAUUUUGCGGGAUGAGUAAAAGGCUACAAAUUGAAGCUCUAAAAAUUGUUAGAUCGGUGCAGAAUCAUAUCAUAAAAACACCAUGUGCAAUAUUAGUACAAAAAAAAAUGCUCGGUCAUGAUGGCUUCAAAUAAUUUUGUUUAAUUUAUUUAGUUUGAGGUUAUAUUGUCAAGACAGGUUCUAUUUCGAAAUUCUUUUUCUCUAUCCGGUCCUUAUUUAAAAAGUAUUGUUACGUUGAAAUUAUGAGUGUUUAUUGACAUUACAAUGAAUAGAAUGUAUCUUGGAAAGUAUAAUAAAUACAAUUUUCUAUCGGUCAUAAAUCUCCUGUAUAUUGGUUAAUUUUCUCUUGUAUAAUCAUGUUGAAAUCAAGGUAUUAAACUCAGCACCUAUUUGCACUGUGUCCCCCUAUUUCUUUUAGUUAACAUCCUCUUAGCUUUUCAAGGCUGCUUUACUUUAAGAAAAAAGAAGGGGAAAAAAACGUCCACUGUCACUGCCAACUCCUUUAUACCCUGCUUGAUUUUUUUCCCCAGAAAAAGUUGGAUUGUGUGACAGCUCAGUGUUGGAAAGACUCCAACUCAAGUGACAGGAUGUUGUUCUUUGUUUUGCUCAUGUACAAACACUGGCUACCCUUUAGGCAUCAUAUGUUUGCUUUGAGUUCAUGGAAACUGGUUGUGGAAACAAGGAAACUGCUGCGUGUUACACUUAAGGUCAUGAAAUAAUUUCUGUUUGCCAAAAGUUCAUAACCACAUCUGAUGUGUUGGUGUACGUUUCACCAUCUCUGGUUUUACUUUUUUGUUUUUUAAGCUAAAGUUUUAAUUAAAGUAAUAUGCUCAUGCCAAACUAAACAUUUGAAGGUUGAAACCAUAAUUUAAACACUGGUUUGGUGCUGUUUUUUGUGGUUCACAUCUCCUUUUGAUGGUCUAAAAAUGUCAAAAAAAGUCAGAUAUUAAAGAUGUAAUAUUAGCAA
Molecule: messenger RNA, 6808 nt
Organism: Perca fluviatilis (European perch)
Lineage: Eukaryota; Metazoa; Chordata; Actinopteri; Perciformes; Percidae
Gene: slitrk4
Product: SLIT and NTRK-like family, member 4
Exons: 2
Coding region: 1373-3964 (863 amino acids)
Biological process (GO): positive regulation of synapse assembly; axonogenesis; regulation of presynapse assembly
Cellular component (GO): glutamatergic synapse; membrane
Molecular function (GO): protein binding
Source: RefSeq, a predicted model, not a curated record